Juglans regia (Persian walnut) is the source of this 2692-nucleotide messenger RNA. Its product is annotated as TPR repeat-containing thioredoxin TTL1-like. Gene Ontology annotation, molecular function: protein binding. The record is from RefSeq and is a predicted model, not a curated record. The transcript has 7 exons. NCBI's taxonomy places the organism in Eukaryota, Viridiplantae, Streptophyta, Magnoliopsida, Fagales, Juglandaceae. Bases 182 to 2341 code for a protein of 719 amino acids. Gene Ontology annotation, cellular component: cytoplasm.
UUCCAAAGUUGUUUUCUUGGAAGCCACACUACCAGGCUGCGAGCUUUUAUAUACAUACAUGUUAAUCGAAGUCUGCCUUCCAUACAACAUCCUUCAUUUUCAAGCCUUCAUUUGAUUAUUUUCUCUCCUUUUGUAAUUCUUUCCAGAUUCCAUAAAAUUUGUAUACGAUUUUGACUCCUCUAUGGCGGAAAUAAAGUGCAAAGUAGAUGGUGAUCACUUGGGUUGUGGUUUUAUAGGGGGAAUCUUCCAACGCCGGAGCUACUGGCCGAGAAGAACUUCUGUGCAUUCACUUCCGGCAGACACUAGCAAUGAUGUAAUCAAUGCAAAGAGUACUGAAAAUUCCAAGAGGCACAGAAGCAGCUCCGGUGUGUCUGCUCCCGCAGCAUCAAAUUUAGGUAAACCUGCACCAAAACUCAAUGAACAACCCAUCGCAAGGAACUCUAUCUCGCUUCAUUCCAGGCUUCCAGCCUCUCACAUUCAAGGUCAAAGACUUUCCGAUGCUCCAAGAAACUCAACAUCAUCUUGCAGUACUAGUUCAGGCCAAAGAAAAACGUCUCGGUUCCCGGACACCGGAGAUGAAAGGAAGCCGAAAAGAGAGCCCCCCGGAGACAGUACAGAGCUGACUAGGAUGGCAACUGAUUCCCAGCAAUUAAGUGAAAGCAAAGCCCUUGUUCGAGCCACAUCAAGCAAUGUAAUGCUUUUAGGCCACCUCGGUAACUUGGGGCAGACAGGGCCAGGGAAAUUGGUAGCAAAUAACAGUCCCAAUGCCACUGUUAAAACUGUGAAUUACCUUUCCGGAAAUCUUCAAGAGAAAAGCUCCAUGCCUAACCCCAAAAAUGGCGUUGGGAAAACUGGCAGCAAUGCUAUUAUGGGCAACAUUGUCAGGAAGAAUAGUGAUAAAUAUAGACAGUUUCGAGGUCCGGUGAAUAAAUUAGAUCCUGAAGCGUUCAAGUCUCAGGGAAAUGAUGCAUAUAAGCAGGGAAGAUUUGAACAGGCCUUAGCACUGUAUGAACAAGCCAUAGCUCUCGAUCCAAAUAAAUCCUCCUAUCAUUGCAAUAAGAGUGCCGCUUUGAUAGGUCUAGGCCGGCUUGCGGAGGCUAUCUUUGAAUGCCAAGAAGCAAUUCGGAUAGAGCCUUCAUAUCAUAGAGCUCAUCAUCGUAUGGCAAAACUGUAUCUCAGAGUGGGAGAAGCGCAGAACGUAAUGUAUCACUGCAAACACUCUGGCGCCUAUGCUGACUCGGAAGACAUAGCCCAAGCUCAGUCUCUACAAAGACAUCUCAGCAGGUGCACCAAGGCUCGUAAGCUAAAAGAGUGGAAUACUCUGCUAAAGGAAACCCAGUCAGCAAUAUCUUCCGGUGCUGACUCUGCACCACAGGUCUACGCUCUGCAAAUCGAGGCCUUGCUGAACCUUUAUAGACAUGAAGAAGCCUAUGCUACCUACCAGAAGGCACCAAACUUCAGUAUUGAUUUUUGUACAAGGCUGUUUGGCACUACAGGUAGUGCUUACAUAAUGAUUAUUGAGGCACUGGUUUUCCUGGCAGCUGGCAGGUUUGAGGAUGCAGUGGCAGCAUCUCAACAUGCAGCUAGACUUGACCCAAGCGACAAGGAGGUGAAUACAGUGGUUAUCGGGGCUAGAGCAUCAGCAUCAGCUCGAUUGAGUGGAAAUCUGCUCUUCAGGGCAUCAAAAUUCUCUGAAGCGUGUGGGGUAUACAGUGAAGGACUAGAAAAUGAUCCUUAUAACUCAGUUCUGCUGUGCAACCGAGCAGCCUGUCGGUCAAAGCUGGGUCAAUUUGAGAAAGCUGUUGAAGACUGCACAGCAGCCCUGAGCGUGCGGCCUUCUUACAGCAAGGCUAGGCUACGAAGGGCAGAUUGUAAUUCCAAGUUGGAAAGGUGGGAAGCUGCAGUUCAAGACUACGAGAUAUUGAUAAGAGAGACUCCCGGGGAUGAGGAAGUGGGCAGAGCUUUGUUUGAGGCCCAUGUCCAGCUUAAGAAGCUACGUGGUGAAGACAUUAAGGACCUAAAAUUUGGUCCAAAUUUGAUUUUCAUCACUAGUCAUGAACGUUUUAGACACUUUAUAACCUCACCCGGGAUGUCCGUGGUGCUUUUUUGUAAGAAAACGACCCAAAAGCAAGUGUUGCGAGUCCUGGAGCAAGUUUGCCAGAAAUUCCCAUCAAUCAACUUCCUGAAGGUUGAGAUUGAAGACCACCCCUACUUGGCGAAAUCAGAGCGUGUGAGGUCCGUUCCGGCCUUCAAGAUAUACAAGAACGGAACAAGGGUGAAAGAAAUUCCAGGCAACGACCGUGAAGUGUUGGAAACUUCAGUCAAAUUGUACAGCAGUUGAAGAUACAUAUAUUUGUACAAAAGCAAAAGUGGAUAUAAUUUUGUGCAUAGGCAUCACGGGACAGGAAGCUUCUAAUUUUACAAAUUAAGAAGGAAGGAAUUGAAGCCCCAUUAUAUAAUAAAUUGGGCUAAGUACGUGCAUGGAAAUGUCUGUUACUUUGCUGAUGGCAUUGCACACUGAAAUGGAAGAAGAGGAGUGAGGGAAAUUAAUCAGCUUGGUACGAAAUUACAAGUGAAGUGAAACUUUAGGGUUUUCUUUGUACUUCAACGAUUUUUAUUUUCUUGCUUUUGAAUGUGAUCAAUGCAGUACGUAACCUUUAAGCCUCUAUUUAUGUGUUAAAAUAGAUAUUGA